CGUAGACAAAAGCCCUGGGCCAGAAGUGGAGGCGGGGCCUCAUGGGAGGUCUGUGAGCCGCUGCUGAGCUCUCGACCAGAGCUUUGCUCCGCCCCCGGGGACUGCCAAAGCCACCAUGGAGGAGUACCACCGGCCCUGUGACGAGGUUGGCUUCAAUGCUGAAGAAGCACAUAAUAUAGUCAAAGAGUGUGUUGAUGAAGUCCUAGGAGGUGAGGACUAUAAUCAGAACAACAUUAACCAGUGGACUGCAAGCAUAGUGGAGCAAUCCCUAGCACAUCUGGUUAAGCUGGGAAAAGCGUAUAAGUACAUCGUGACCUGUGCUGUGGUCCAGAGGAGCGCUUAUGGAUUUCAUACAGCCAGCUCAUGUUUUUGGGAUACAACAUCUGAUGGAACCUGUACUGUAAGAUGGGAGAACCGAACCAUGAACUGCAUCGUCAAUGUUUUUGCAGUUGCUAUUGUUCUGUAACCCGAUAAAUAGACUGGGUUAAAGCCAUUAACUUAAGUUUGUGAGUGUGUACUUUCGAAAAAGAGUGAUAAUUACCUAUUAAUGUGCUAGAUGACAAGUGUGCAAUAUGCUUUAAAGCUAUCAGCAAAAAACUGAAUAUUGUAAGCAAAAGUCUAAUAAAUAAGAACUUGGCAGGUUAUCUCAUAUUCUAUACAGCUUCACCUAAAGACACAAAUGUUAGCCAAAUAUUAAUGCAGAAAUAUUGACUGACAUAAAAUAGAAUGUUAUAUUUAUACAAGAAUUUCAUUAGCAUUAUGCACCCACAGAGAUGGGAAAAUCUAUUUAGAUACCAACAUCAUCUUUAAACUAGAAAACUUAACAGGGAUAAAUAAAUAUGAGAAUAAAACAACUGCAAUGAUCAGUGCAGAGAAAAUGACAUGAAUUAGCUGAUACCUUCUUAUUUAUUUUAAUUUCUUCCCUUCAUUGAAUUAUAUAUAAUAGUCCAUGGAAAAUAAUUUUGACACCUCUCACCACCUGCAUCUAAUGUUAUAGUAGCAGCUAUGACUGACCUGUUUCCUUUUCCAGAGAACUGGCCAAUUCAUUUUUUUUUAUGUCAGUUUCUUGCAUUUACACUUGAGGUGGAAUUAAAUGAUAACCAGAUUUCCUGGUUAAGCAAAAUUAGUUAAGUAUGUGAUCAGCAGUAUAUGACUCAGACAACUGCCUUACAAUCUACUCAUUCCAUGAGGAACAUUAUCUAAUGAAUGCUUAUUCUACAUAUUUCUCUGCCAGGCAUGGCAGCUCUCAACAUGGUGUUCGUGUUAAGUUUCUUUUGGUAGCUGUUCAGUUGGAAAACUGGUAUCUCUGAAGAAGGGCCGACAAAGAAAGGAAAAGACUCUCAACCUUCAUGGAGAACUAACCAAAAGGAAAUCACUAAUUGGUGACAAAAUUAGAGAUAUAAUUUUUAAGGUUUGCCGCUGACAAAGUAAAAUACAUAAAAUAUGCAACUCUUACUUAAAGGCCUUAUCAGUAGUCUAAGCUAUACAAAUAACAAAUUUUAUCAUUGUGUUAGUCACAGCUGUGUGUGCAUAAUUUAAAAUACUUAUGUGGAGUUAGGACUGAGUGGAGUAGGCUACACAUUAAAAGCGAACAAUCAUUAGCAGGUUAUCUAAUAUCUCAGGGUUUAUGAAAUAUAGUUAAAUUUAUUAAGAAAAUCGGUGAUAAAAAAAGUAGGGUACACAGCUGGCCACCAAAUGCGAAGCCAAUCUGCCAUUUAACCUUGAAAAUGAAAUGAAUUUUACAUGUCACCACUGGCACCCAAUCCAUGUAAGGACUAGAACCACGAUUUAUUGAAUUUUUAGGGGAAAGAAAAGCUUACUAUUAAUGGUGACAAUAUUAAGAUGGGAUCCUUGUAUGAGUACUACUUGCAUGGUUGACAUUUUGUUGAAUAACUGCAAUGGCAAGAAUGCAAAGAUAGAGUUUAAUGCAGUGAUCUGUGAUUUUUGGCACAUCAGAAAUUCCUUGCCAUUACCUUUAUGUUACUUUAUGCUUCUGGCUCUUGUACCUCUGGAGAUUAUAAUAGUGACCAAACUAUCUGUGCAGUUAAGGCUUCUUUCUGAUUAUUGUUGUUGAAUCCUCAUUUUCAAAUAAAUCAUACCUCGUGAGCUUGCUCUUUGCUGUUCCUAGUUAAAAUAUAAUAAAGAUUAUCUUACUGUACUGUA
Messenger RNA from Cricetulus griseus (Chinese hamster), 2163 nucleotides. The record is from RefSeq and is a predicted model, not a curated record. NCBI's taxonomy places the organism in Eukaryota, Metazoa, Chordata, Mammalia, Rodentia, Cricetidae.